Messenger RNA from Myxocyprinus asiaticus (Chinese sucker), 2574 nucleotides. Its product is annotated as cell cycle checkpoint protein RAD17-like. NCBI's taxonomy places the organism in Eukaryota, Metazoa, Chordata, Actinopteri, Cypriniformes, Catostomidae. Gene Ontology annotation, biological process: DNA repair; mitotic DNA replication checkpoint signaling; DNA damage checkpoint signaling. The transcript has 17 exons. Gene Ontology annotation, molecular function: DNA clamp loader activity; chromatin binding. Gene Ontology annotation, cellular component: nucleus; Rad17 RFC-like complex. The coding region runs from base 172 to 2199 and encodes 675 amino acids. The record is from RefSeq and is a predicted model, not a curated record.
CAUCAGUGCGCGCCAGCGGAGGGGCGGAUCAGUUUAACUUUAAAGGGAUAGCUAGCAUAAUGUUACGUGUUACUUGCAACAUCCAGUAAUAAACAUUAUUGUGUUGUACAGAAGUAUUCUGUAGAAAUGACUGAGUUUUGCAUGGAGUAACUAAAUGGGACGUCAGAGUUGAUGAUGUCAAAGCUGUCUCUGGGAGGAAAGCAGUCCACUGGAAAGAUAAAGAACUGGGUGGAACCAUCAUUUGGUGAACUUUUGGGAGGUUCUGGAGUGAAAAGGACCUUGAAAAAAGGACCACUUUCAGGGGAAAACAAGACUUCCAGGUGGCCAUCAACUAGGGAGCAAACAGGAAAAACAUCCAGGAAAAGGAAAGUAGAUGCGUCCGACAACCAAAUAAGUGUACCAAGUGAAUCGUGUAAAUCUGACCAAGAUGAGCCAUGGGUGGAUAUGCAUGCUCCCCAAUCACAGGCUGAAUUGGCAGUCCACAAGAAGAAAGUCGAGGAAGUUGAAAGCUGGUUGAGAGUUCAUUUGGACAAAUCAAAAAAGGGUGGCGCCAUUCUGUUGCUCACUGGCCCCUCUGGAUGUGGGAAGACAGCCACUGUUCAAGUUCUUGCCAAGGAUUUGGGUUUUCAGAUCCAGGAGUGGUCAAAUCCCUCCACCAUGUCUCAGUACAAAGCAGAGGAUUUGUUCACACAAAGCUUUGAUCCAGAUUCAAGGUUUAAUCGUUUCCAUGGCAGCUCGCAAACAGAGUUAUUCCAAGAGUUCCUGCUGAGAGCCAAUAAAUACAACCGUCUACAAAUGAGUGGAGAGAAACUGACUGAAGACAGAAAAAUAAUUCUAAUAGAGGAAUUUCCAAACCAGUUCUAUAGGCAACCAGGGUGCUUGCACGAUAUACUCAGGCAAUUUAGUAAGACUGGCCGGUGCCCUCUGGUCAUUAUUGUGUCUGAUAGCCUAAGUGGGGACAAGAGCUCCAGACUUCUCUUUAAGGAUGUUCUGCAUGAACUCGAAAUUCACAACAUUUGUUUUAACCCUGUGGCCCCCACCAGCAUGAUAAAGGUUCUAGGCCGUAUCGCGACCAUCGAGGCAGGAAAGAGUUCAGGCAGGAUCUCUCUUCCUGAUAAAGCUUCUUUAGAGCUUCUCUGCUCUGGAAGCUCAGGAGAUAUUCGCAGUGCCAUCAACAGUUUGCAGUUUUCCUUGUUCACUGACAAUUGUCUGGAGAAGAGCCUAUGGCCUUUGAAACAGAGCAAGUCCUCUUCUGCAAAAACUGCUGUAAGGGCUAAGGGGAGGAGCAAGUCUUCCAAAUCUACAAGCAUGCAGGGGGAAAGCCCAGCUAUUGGAGGAAAAGAUGCCUCACUUUUCCUCUUCAGAGCUUUAGGGAAAAUCCUCUACUGCAAACGUGAAAGCUGUGAAAGUUCCCAAACACCCAAGCUGCCUCCACACCUAACAGAGCAUCAGAGGGACAAACUGCUUGUUGAUCCAGAACUUGUCAUUGAGCGUUCUCACAUGUCUGGUGAGUUCUUUAACCUUUACCUGCAUCAAAACUAUCCUGACUUCUUCUCUGACAUGGAGGAUAUAGCACGGGCCAGCGAGUACCUCUCUGAUGCCGACUUCCUGACAGCAGAAUGGAGUUCAAGGUCUACCAUGUUGGAGUAUGGAUCAUCAGUGGCCACUAGAGGGCUUAUGCACUCCAAUUCUUCCCGAGCACAAGCCAGCAGCCAAUCCACUGCCGGUUUCAAGCCUCUUCAUAAACCCCAUUGGUUACACAUAAACAAGACGUACCGAGAGAAUUACCUGACUGCACAGUCGCUCUUCAUAAAUUUCUGCCUUGCCCCUGUGAGCCUCCUGACAGAACUGCUGCCUUACCUCGCAAAGCUCACCAACCCAAUGAGGAAUCAAGCUCAGAUAGCCUUCAUUCAGAAUGUUGGCCAUCUUUCUCAAAGGAGGAUUCCUGGCAGGCUUAGACUUGAAGCACUUGGUGACAAAGAUCCUGGCAUUUUGGAUACUGACAGUGAAAAUGAAGAUUCUUCUGGUGCUCCAUCUCUUGAUCCCGGUACCACAUCAGGGAAUGCCACAACUGAGUCUAAUCUUCCAAACAGCCAAGAUCCUGCUGGGGAACUUUCUGCUAGCCAGCCCCAGCCCACAAGCACUGAAGCCCUUCUAGAUGAGGAAGACUUCUUAAUUGAGGAAUUUGACAGUGAUUGACCAAUCACGUGUCAUAGUUUAAAUUUACUUAUUUAAUAUCACUCGCUGCCUUGUACCUUUAGGACACAGUUUAUUCUUUAGUUUUCUUUUAUUAGUAAGUUUUUGAUAUUUAUGUGCUUCAACACAAUGUGCCGCUGUAGAGAAUUGUUCAUAUGUUCUUGUGUUGAAAUUUAUGUCUUCUGUACACUGUAGCAGUUUGAUCUGAGGGUAUUAGUGAAAAUGUCUGUAAAAAAAGAACAUAGCAAAAUAAUUUACAGCCACAAUAAAAGUUUUAUGUUGUCAAAGUAUAACAUAAAAAUGCUCUGGGACUGAAAAGUAGAAACAUCUAUACUUCCGUCAAAGAAGUGAUUGCAAUAAACUAGUGUUUGCAAGUUU